AUGAGCUACAACUAUCAGACUUUGACUCAACAUCGACAAUAUGAUGACGCACAACGUAAUCGUAUUCGUCAUGAUGAUGUUCUUUCACAAGAAUUCGAUCGUUUAUAUAAAGACGUUAUAACACGUAAAUUUCGCCAAGAAGCCGAUCAUAAAGGAAAAGUUUUACGAGAUCGUGAAGAAAAACGUGUUAAUCUUAUACAUGAUAUUGAAAAACGACGAACAGAAUGGUCAAAUCCGAGUAUAUUCUCAUAA
Messenger RNA from Rotaria sp. Silwood2, 252 nucleotides. The record is from the annotation of a GenBank genome assembly. Lineage: Eukaryota; Metazoa; Rotifera; Eurotatoria; Philodinida; Philodinidae.